CGAUAUGGCUCAUCGGUCGGUUGGUUCCCGGCGUCUUACGUCCAGGAGAUUUUACCAGAGAAAGUAACAACUGUGGGAGCCGUUGCAAGUAAUUACAACACGAUCGAACUGGCUGGGACGGUAAUUGAACGGGUAACUGAUGGCGAAAAACAGAAUGUCAUUAAAAUUUCCCAUAGCGCUCAGCAAUGGACUGGACAGCAAUGGCUUCUGGCAGCCAGAUCCAUCGAAGAAGCGGAUGAUUGGCAAAAUCAGCUGUGGGAUUUGACACGUUCGGUGAACAAUAAGAUCAGUGUACUUCGAACAAAAGAAAAAAGUGCACGAAUCGCUGCCGAAUUAUCAAACCUCGUGGUGUAUUGUCAAGCGGUACCGUUUGAUGCAGCUCACGUUCGUACAGGAUCUUUCUAUGAAAUGUGCUCAUUUGUGGAAAAUAAGCUGGACAAGUUAUUGGAAAGGGGUUUGGUUACGUUCAAUAUUCGUCAGUUGUCACGGGUCUAUCCCCAUGGCUCACGGAUCACUUCUGCAAACUACAAUCCUGUACCGAUGUGGAAUGCCAGUUGCCACAUGGUUGCGUUGAAUUAUCAAACGGGUGACAAAGCAAUGCAACUAAAUCAGGGAAAAUUCAUGGCCAACGGCAGGUGUGGAUAUGUACUGAAACCGGAGUACAUGCUUGACGAGGGUUUUGACCCGCUCCAUGGCGAAACUACGCUCGGUUCGACCAUCAUUCGUUUGACCGUCCAAGUUAUAGCUGGACGUCAUCUUUCCCGUCGUGAUAAACACAAAGGAAUAUGUUCGCCUUUUGUCGAAGUCGAAUUAAUUGGUUUGCCUUGUGAUGAGAGGUCUUACAAGACGAGAACUAUCGCGUCGAACGGGCUCAAUCCCAUUUGGAAUCAAACAUUCGUGUUUGAAGUGACCUGUCCUGAAAUGGCGUUAUUGAGAUUCAGUGUGGAGGAUGGCGAUUUUGUCGGUCCCAAAACGGACCCAUUUAUAGGACAAGCCGUCUUCCCACUGGACUGUAUUCGCACCGGUCACUACCAUCGGCACCUAACGGAAUACCGGCAUCCACAGAUAGGGAAAAGAAGCGAGGAAAAUGGAGUUUCCCAGGAUUUCGUUUUAGAAGCAAAGAUAAAGAUCAUAAUUAAUGUAAAUUGGCCCAUAUUAUCUCUGUGGAAGCAUAUAAUACAUAGAUGUUGUAAACCCCAUCGCACUGAGCUUCUUUUAUUCCCUCACAAAAUAACACUGUUCCCAAUAGAAAUUGUGAUUUUCUGCCAUUCCCCGAGUGCCUCGUUAUUGAUCUAG
Messenger RNA from Haemonchus placei, 1296 nucleotides. The record is from the annotation of a GenBank genome assembly. NCBI's taxonomy places the organism in Eukaryota, Metazoa, Nematoda, Chromadorea, Rhabditida, Trichostrongylidae.